Molecule: messenger RNA, 453 nt
Organism: Podarcis lilfordi (Lilford's wall lizard)
Lineage: Eukaryota; Metazoa; Chordata; Lepidosauria; Squamata; Lacertidae
Source: the annotation of a GenBank genome assembly
AUGGUGGACUCCCCAUGUUUGGGCAACUUUGACUUGGAACAUGCUAGAAUUAGAACUUCAAAGGACAACAGAGUAAACAAAGCUGGAGUGACCCUUUACCAAAUGGCCAUUCGCCUGAAUCUAGUAUUCUUGAACGGCACCUUCCCCCCCGAUAUACCGGGGGAGUUCACUCACCUGGGACCAGCAUCUAACAGUGUUAUCGAUUACCUCUUGAUCUCCGCAAAUUUGGCCGUCAAUGUACUUUCCUUCCAGGUUGAAAACCAACAUUUCAGUGAUCACCUCCCAAUAGUGACCACUUUGUCAUUGUUCCGGUACCAGAAGGACUAUAAACACUCAGUCCCUCUGGAAACCUCAUCAGCGACCAAAAUAAGUGGGAUCAAAUGGUCGGAGGCUGUGGCCCAAAAAUACCAGGAUUUUUCCAUAGGGAAAUCACUGCCUAUCUACCUCAAAUAG